AUGAAUAACAAGGAGAUAAGGAUUGGCGCCUUGUUAGUAUUGGACACAUUGUUCUUUCUUCUCGAGGCCAUCAUCGGUUACUCUGUCCAAUCCUUGGCAUUGAUUGCCGAUUCAUUCCACAUGUUAAAUGAUAUCAUCUCGUUAAUCAUAGCCCUUUGGGCCGUUCGAAUGAAGAACUCGAAACCGGCCGAUGGCAAGUACACAUAUGGAUGGCAAAGAGCUGAGAUUUUGGGUGCAUUAAUCAAUGCUGUGUUUUUGAUUGCCUUGUGUUUUACAAUUAUUAUGGAUGCCAUUCAACGGUUUUUCCAACCGGCAGAGAUCACCAACCCUCAGUUGAUUUUAGUGGUUGGUAUUGCUGGGUUGUUGAGUAAUGGUAUUGGAUUGGUGUUAUUUCAUGAACACGGUCACUCGCACUCUCAUGGUGGAGGUGGGGCAGAUGUUCAUGGCCAUGGACACUCGCAUUCACAUACAGAUGGAGGUGCCAGUGGUCAUAGUCAACAUGAUGUGCCCAGUAAUGGUGAACUUGAAUCGAGUAUUGGUUUGGAUGAGAAUACUCCAUUGAUUAGAAAUCCUAUUAGAUCUUCUCCUUCUGAAGUGUUUGAUUACUUCCCUGAUAAUGUUGUUGAGAGGUAUAAUACAGAGACAUCGACAAUUAAGGCAGGAGAUGCAAGUGAAGGCGCUCAUACUCAUGAUCACAGUCAUAAUGGCGAUGUCGCAACCAAAGGCGUAGCUACCAAGAAGAAGAAGAAGUCAAUGAAUAUGGAAGGUGUGUUUUUGCACGUGUUGGGUGAUGCAUUGGGAAAUGUUGGUGUUAUCAUAACUGCCUUGAUCAUAUGGAAGACUGAUUACUGGUGGAGGUUUUAUUCCGAUCCAGUUACUUCAUUAGUAAUCACUUUGAUCAUUUUCAAUAGUGCAUUACCAUUGUGUCGUAAAUCAUCCAAGAUUUUACUUCAAGCUACACCACCAUAUAUCGACUCAGAUCAAAUUUUGCAACUGAUUUUGAAGUUACCUUUGGUCAACAGUGUUCAUGAUUUCCAUGUGUGGAAUUUAAACGAAGAUAUACUUAUUGCUUCUUUACAUAUUGAAUUGACGCCGAAUUGUGAAGUGACCUUGCCAGGAGCACCAUCGGCAGCACCAGCCAGCCAAAAUGGUGCAACCAACACCAAUGAAGCCGAAGACGAUUCUGCAAACACGCAAAUUGACAGAAACUUGUUUUUGACUGUCGUGGCACAAGUACGUGAUCUUUUACACAAGUAUGGCAUUCAUUCAGUCACAAUCCAACCAGAAUUCCCUAGUUUGAAGAACCAGAACUCGGGCCUGACGCCAAAUGAUUUGGAAGAUUCCAACGCAUUUGGUAAUACUUCUAAACAGAAUUGUUUAGUCGAUGGAUUCACGAAUUGUGAUACGCAAUCUUGUCAUUGA
Molecule: messenger RNA, 1422 nt
Organism: Lodderomyces theae
Lineage: Eukaryota; Fungi; Ascomycota; Pichiomycetes; Serinales; Debaryomycetaceae
Product: Zn(2+) transporter
Exons: 1
Coding region: 1-1422 (473 amino acids)
Biological process (GO): intracellular zinc ion homeostasis; zinc ion transmembrane transport
Cellular component (GO): fungal-type vacuole membrane
Molecular function (GO): zinc ion transmembrane transporter activity
Source: RefSeq, a predicted model, not a curated record